AUUUCUCUCCCCAAAAUACCCCCCCGCCUUAAACCCUCCGCCUCCGCCGCCGCCGGCCGGCCACCGCCAUGCGCCGCUUCGUCGGGGCCCUCCGCCCGCUCCGCGCCGUCGUCCUGAGCCCCUUCCCGACGCCCCUCCGCGCCCUCUCCACCGCCUCGGCAUCAUCUACCUCCUCUUCCUCCGCCGCCGCCUCAUCAUCGGACUCCGACUCCGCGGCGGCGGCGGCUGCCGACUUCGACAGCUCGGAGUUCGCGCUGCCGCCAUCCGGGCCAGCCUCGCAGGCGCGUAACCCGGUCUCCGCGCUCCGGAAGCUCCGGUUCGACCCCUCCCUCCGCGCGCGCGCCGACGAGGCGCUCUUCGGGAAGGAAGGGGAUGGAAGGGGUGGUGGUGGUGGUGGGAUGGUCGAGGCGGUGGAGGAGGAGGAGCGGUCGCGGGAGGUGGCGCUGGCCCUGCUCGAGGCCGCGCUCGAGCCGCCCGACGAGGACGACGACGUGGGCCCCGGCGAGGUCAGGGAGGAGGACCAGAUGUCGCUGUCGGUCGGCAUCGUCGGCGCCCCAAACGCCGGCAAGUCCUCGCUCACCAACACCAUGGUGGGAAGAAAAGUGGCUGCAGUGUCCCGCAAGACAAAUACUACAACUCAUGAAAUUUUGGGCGUGCUGACAAAAGGGAAAACUCAAAUAUGCUUUUUUGACACCCCAGGGCUCAUGUUAGGCCACCAUGGAUUGCCUCAUAGGGAUGUCACAGUUCGUGUAGAGAGUGCCUGGAGCUCAAUUAACCUUUAUGAUUUAUUAAUAGUCAUGUUUGAUGUCAACAGGCAUCUUAAAACCCCUGAUUCGCGAGUAAUAAAGUUAAUCAAACGACUGGGUGCUGAGGUAAACCCAAAUCAGAAGCGUAUAUUAUGCAUGAAUAAGGUUGACCUUGUGGAAGACAAAAAAGACUUGCUUAAAGUUGCAAAGGAAUUUGAAGAUCUUCCUGGAUUUGAAAGGUACUUCAUGGUAUCUGGACUAAAAGGCAAAGGGGUGAAAGACCUUGUACAGUUCUUAAUGGAACAGGCAGUGAGAAGACCUUGGGAUGAGGAACCAACUACAAUGACUGAAGAGGUCAUGAAAACUAUCUCGUUGGAGGUUGUGCGGGAGAAGAUGCUGAACCACAUUCACCAAGAAAUUCCUUACGUAAUUGACCAUCGUCUUAUGGACUGGAAGGAGCUAAAAGAUGGUUCUCUUAGGGUGGAACAGCACUUCAUUGCACCAAAGCAAAGCCAACGCCAAAUUCUUGUUGGGAAAAAUGGCUCCAAGAUUGGGAGAAUUGGUAUCGAAGCUAAUGAAGAAUUAAGGUCCAUAUUCAAGCGAGAUGUCCAUCUGAUCCUCCAAGUUAGAGUUGCUAAAAAGAGGAAUGCAUAAACAGAUUUUCAAGCUCCUGUAUAGACAACCAUUUCCCAAUUUGGGAAUAUAAUUGUGGAGUUUGCAGAAUGCCCAUUCAUGUGACAAUAUCAAUCUGGCAAAUGCUUGGAUUCAGGGGUUGAUGACUAUUUUAAAUUAAUAGCAUCUUCGGCAAAUCAAGAUGCCCAAGCAUUUGAAUCAUGAGCAGCGGUUCCGGAUGAUGAACUGAACUGCUUGGUAAUGUUCGCGGCAAUGUUGCAGUGGUAAAGAAAUGGCUUGUCAAGUGUUGUGAGCUGCACACCCCGAGUAUGUUAUUUGUGUUGAUAUAAAGAUAUCUGGACUAGACUACUGAGAUCAAUUCUUUUAGUUCAAAUAAGUUACCUUAGCCUGUAUCUUGAAAGAUGACUGAUGCACUGUUGUGACCUAACAGUAACUAACAAAGAAAUGGCAUUGUAUGGAUGAUGAUC
Molecule: messenger RNA, 1846 nt
Organism: Oryza brachyantha (malo sina)
Lineage: Eukaryota; Viridiplantae; Streptophyta; Magnoliopsida; Poales; Poaceae
Product: GTP-binding protein ERG
Exons: 9
Coding region: 69-1400 (443 amino acids)
Biological process (GO): ribosomal small subunit assembly
Molecular function (GO): ribosomal small subunit binding; rRNA binding; GTP binding
Source: RefSeq, a predicted model, not a curated record